GAUUCCUUCUUUGGCCUCGUCGGCUCCUCGGUCCUCGUCCGGCUAUUGUUGUGUGUCUUUCAGGGCAACCCCGACCUAUCAGCAGGCGGUGAUUUGUGGAUAUUUUAACUGUUUUGCUUAGCUCUCUCCCCGCCAUAUUAAGCAGCCUUUGUCAGCUGGCGGCGCGUCCUUAUUUGAAAGGAAUAUUAAGGAUCCCAGCGGAGGACUUUGGGCUGGUGAAAUAGUUAAUCGGUAUGGGACAGACGGAAGACUGAGAUUCCACGUUAGAGAGAGAGCGAGAGCGAGAGAGAGAGAGAGAGAGAGAGAGACUGCUUGUGUCGACUGUUUUCCACUUCUUUGGGAUUGUCGACGUGAAAUUUAAAAAAACGUGGGGGAAAGAGAUCACAGGACGCAUGUAGCCAAAGUACAACACUGCUGAGGUCGCUUUUAAGGCUUGACGAUGGGUUGUGUCAGGAGUAAAGAGGACAAGGGCCCGGCGCUGAAGUACCGACCCGACAACUCAAAUGCCACGCCAGUUAAUGCCCACCUGGGCCACUACGGGCCCGACCCCACCCUGAUGGGUCAUUCGCCAGCUAUGAAGCCACACAACAACAGCUACAACAGCCACGCUGCCGGCCUCACGCCCUUCGGCGGGGCGUCCUCGGCCAUGACGCCCUUUGGCGGCGCCUCCACCUCCUUCACCUCAGUGGCUGUGAGCAGCCCCUUCCCUGGCGUCAUCACAGGCGGUGUAACGUUUUUCGUAGCGCUGUACGACUAUGAAGCGAGGACGUCGGACGAUCUGUCGUUCAAAAAAGGGGAUCGCUUCCAGAUUAUCAACAACACGGAAGGCGACUGGUGGGAGGCUCGCUCCAUCAACACCGGACAGAAAGGUUACAUCCCCAGUAACUACGUGGCUCCAGCCGACUCCAUACAGGCUGAAGAAUGGUACUUUGGUAAAAUGGGCCGCAAAGACGCUGAGCGUUUGUUAUUGCUUCCAGGGAACCAGCGGGGCACUUUCUUGGCGCGAGAGAGUGAAACGACCAAAGGUGCCUACUCUCUUUCUAUCCGCGACUGGGAUGAGGUGAAGGGAGACAACGUCAAACACUACAAGAUCCGAAAGCUGGACAGCGGUGGUUAUUACAUCACCACUCGUGCUCAGUUUGAGACGCUACAGAAGCUGGUGAAACACUACACAGAACAUGCGGACGGUCUGUGCUACAGGCUGACGACUGUGUGCCCUACAGUGAAGCCUCAGACUCAGGGACUAGCUAAAGACGCCUGGGAAAUCCCACGAGAGUCCCUCCGACUGGAGGUCAAACUGGGCCAGGGCUGCUUCGGGGAAGUCUGGAUGGGCACAUGGAAUGGCACAACUAAGGUGGCGAUCAAGACCUUAAAGCCAGGCACCAUGUCUCCAGAGGCCUUCCUGCAGGAGGCUCAGAUCAUGAAGAAGCUUCGACAUGACAAACUGGUGCCUCUGUACGCGGUGGUGUCCGAAGAGCCCAUCUACAUCGUUACUGAGUUCAUGGGCAAAGGUAGUUUACUCGACUUCCUGAAGGAGGGAGAUGGUAAAUAUCUGAAGCUGCCCCAGCUGGUGGACAUGGCUUCUCAGAUCGCGGACGGCAUGGCCUUCAUCGAGAGGAUGAACUACAUCCACAGGGACCUGAGAGCCGCCAACAUUCUGGUGGCUGAUAACCUGGUGUGUAAGAUCGCCGACUUUGGCCUGGCUCGGCUCAUCGAGGACAACGAGUACACCGCCAGACAAGGUGCUAAAUUCCCCAUUAAGUGGACAGCCCCUGAGGCUGCUCUUUACGGCCGCUUCACUAUCAAAUCAGAUGUCUGGUCAUUUGGUAUACUACUGACAGAGCUGGUGACCAAGGGCAGAGUACCAUAUCCCGGUAUGGUGAAUCGAGAAGUGCUUGAGCAGGUGGAGAGAGGGUACCGCAUGCCCUGCCCCCAGGGCUGCCCCGAGUCUCUUCACGAGAUGAUGAGGCAGUGCUGGAAGAAGGAGCCGGACGAGAGGCCCACAUUCGAGUAUAUCCAGUCGUUUUUGGAAGACUACUUCACAGCCACAGAGCCACAGUACCAGCCAGGGGACAACCUCUAGUCUGGGGGAUUUGUGUGUGGAGUUGGGGUGGGGGGGACUCUGGCGCUACAGAGAGGUACAUCAGCGGAGAUCAAAACUUGGGACAACGGAGAAGUUCAGUAAGGCUGCAAACGCUUUGCUGAAGCCGCAGGGAAAGAGGUUUUUUACAAACUAGUCCACAACCACACUGGCGAGACAAAAUGUUUUCUGAAGUAUGGGUUUGUCCCUUGCGUACCUGGGGACCAAAUAUUUGGGGGAGAGUGUCCAAGUGUGCAGAUUGGUGCUGGUACGUUGAGCUCUGGGAACCCUGCUAAUCAAAGUAAUCCACUGGCCACAACACUGUGAUCAAAAUGAGAGUGAUUUUCUCCUAAUUUCAAAUUUACUUACAGAUGCACAGUUUUUUAAAAACUUUUUUAGAAUGGUAAUUUCCCCUCCAUCUGCUCCAAUCCUCCCACUUUAUUUUAUUUUACGAACACAAUUCUUUGAUAUUGGAGUCAAGAUCUUUUAUAUGUACAUGAGUUUGGUUUGAAUAUGUAGGCUGGAGAGUGUGUGUGUGUUUUUUUUAAGUGACCAACAACUGUGGUUGAAUUGUGACGUAUGUGCUGUGACUGUAAAGCUUUGACAGCGAAGGAGCGAGGGAAGUAAACGGAAAAAAAACUGCGUGGAUGUGAGAAUGUACUGAGAGAUCAAACAUACAGUAUGUACAAAAAAAUGUAUUUUUAGCAGGUGUGAUCAGGUGGACGAAUGAGAAUAUGAAAGUGAUUUGCAUGAUUCUUUUUAACACAGUCACUUGAAUGGCAAAUCACAUCAGUUUAUUAUGCUUCUACAUUUUUUUUUUUUCAUUUAAAUGGGGACUUGAAAUCAUAAAGAGGUAUUUUGAUAUUUUACAGGUGCGAGAACAGUUUUCCUGUUUAACAUUUUCUAAAUGUUUUCAAAUGGACACUUCAGCUGUGAAAUUAAAGUAAGAUUCAGUUCAUUUGACUCUAACAUACAGUAGUUCUCCUUACAUUGCACACAGUUUAACAUUGCAGUAUGUGAGUCAUCCCACGACUGAUGGCACAGGGAACUGUUAGACCUAUUAAAUUCACAUCAUCAUGUAAAUCACACAUGAAGUUUUAGUAUUUCUCUCACUUCUUCUCAGUAAAAAUCCCACCAACCUUUGACUAAACACUAUUCCACAACUGCGUCUGCUGGAGGGAAAAGUUAUAUCCAAAGCCAACUACGCAAAACAAAUCUCUUCAUUGAUAAAUGCAACUAUGCAAAACCAUCCAGCGAUGUUUACCAGAACAUCUCGAAUGGUUUUUGCCCGCACGGAGCUCCCUUUCUAAUUUCAGUUCUCAGCGGCGGAGGUGAUGGAUCACCUCUGGGUUGGAGUAACUAGGAGCAGACAAAAUAAACACCUUGCACACACUGUGGUCCAGAUGGGGCUUUAGUGCUUUUAUAGAGAUUGAAAAUAUAAAAGUCCAAUAACAAGUUUUUGUAGAGGUACUUCCACUGUCUGUCCAUCUGUGUGUGAUGAGAGAUUUUAGAGGAUGUAAUUCAGCAAGAAAGCUUAAGGACUGGACAAAGAUGUGAACUUUUUUUUGUAUUUCUCUUCUGUGUGUCACUCACAAGAACCUAAUGUGUGAUUGUUCCUAAAGACAGGGACUUGAACUAGUGGGGAGAUAAUGAAAUUACUGAGAAUGGUAACUAAUAUGAUUUUGUACAGAAAAAAAUAAAAGUUUUACUCAAGGGUU
Lates calcarifer (barramundi perch) is the source of this 3798-nucleotide messenger RNA. It is a transcript of the gene yes1, whose product is annotated as YES proto-oncogene 1, Src family tyrosine kinase. Gene Ontology annotation, cellular component: extrinsic component of cytoplasmic side of plasma membrane. The coding region runs from base 440 to 2083 and encodes 547 amino acids. The record is from RefSeq and is a predicted model, not a curated record. NCBI's taxonomy places the organism in Eukaryota, Metazoa, Chordata, Actinopteri, Centropomidae. Gene Ontology annotation, biological process: innate immune response; protein phosphorylation; cell surface receptor protein tyrosine kinase signaling pathway. Gene Ontology annotation, molecular function: signaling receptor binding; non-membrane spanning protein tyrosine kinase activity; ATP binding. The transcript has 12 exons.